Molecule: messenger RNA, 1887 nt
Organism: Parascedosporium putredinis
Lineage: Eukaryota; Fungi; Ascomycota; Sordariomycetes; Microascales; Microascaceae
Source: the annotation of a GenBank genome assembly
AUGGACCUAGAGCCAAGCCACGAGUCUCGGGCCUUCGAGAGGCUUAUUAGCACUCAGAAAGGGGCCAAUGACCUCCAAACUCGGGCGGGUUUCGAACACGCCAAUAUCACCCUGUCCCAUGAAUAUGCUCGACAGAACUCCCUAGCCAUAGCAUUCAAUGAGGUGGUCGAUCAGAGGUUAAUGGAUGUCAUGAGGAAGCUCUCCCAAGAUUGCGGAAGCACUAUUCUGGACGAAACAUGUCUUAGAAAACUGUCACCGUCGCCUGCAAAUCUCGAAGACACCAUCCUUGAGCCAGACAGACGGCUUAGCCUUUCUGAAGAAGAAUCAUCAUUGAACGUAUACUGGACUGACGGGCCUUUUGUCAACCAGAGGAAGCAAGAGAUUCCAAGCCCCUCAUUAGAGUUGCCAAUCCAAGCGGACGACACCUUUUUAACCAUAUCUAGUGAGGCAACUAGAAUCUCGCAGAAGAGGGAAGUGUGCUGGAGACGCAUGAUUUUGCCCCUGGCACCUCUUGACGAGGCACGGGAUGAGGGUAUCUCGUUUCCAGCCUGCGCGGAGCAGUUACGAAGCCGUCUUGAUAAGGAUUUAAGUUCGGAGAUGAUAGACCAUUUGUACGGUGCUGAAGCGCUCCAUAUCGAUGAUGCAUGUGGGGAUGAGUCGAAAGCACGCCUCCGAGAGGCCAGGGCGAUCUCUAGGUUGUUGCACCUUGAGGACUGGGUGCCCCAGCUAUCAAAGAAACCUUCUCUCACUCCUCCGCUUUUGGCACCCUCUCCAGACGUGAGGUUGUUCGUACCGGACAAUGACUCAUGCAAGAUUGAGUGUUGUUCUGAUCCAUUGAGCCUUAUCGACGAGGAUCUUGAGGCCGCCGAACAGUGUCUCUUGGGUGCCGAAGAGCAGAGGGAUAUGAGCUUGGAUGAUAGAGACGUGAGGCACCUUCUUGAAUGGCCACAAGAUGACCUUGUCCUCGAAGCUGUAGCGGGCGAGAUAUCCAAUCUCAAGGUGGAAGUCCCGUUGACAAUAGACAAGCGCGUUUCCUUUAGGGAACCAUCUUCUUUGCCAACCACUUUUGCUCUCGAGCGUGCUCCCGACCUCAAACAAGCCGUACGCACUAAGUCUGUCGCUGCUACCCUGAAUACAGAACACAUUACUACGUGCGACGAUAAGCUUAUACAAGAUUUGUGCGAGACUGGAAUCUUUGCUUCGAGAAGGGUUGAACAGGAGAAUCUUGAUGAAGGGAGAGGUCGAAGGAGGGUUCCGAUUCCAGUCUUGGACUUCAGCAUCUCACCCUACCAACACAAGGGCCUCACAGAGGUAAUGGAGGGGUUGAGUCAACACGAAAACAGAAGUUUAGCUCUCACAUCUUGGGCGUUUCUAAUAGGACAUAACCGGGAAAGGAUUCUACUAUGGAACCCAUUCGCGAAUGAUGUAUCUCAGCCAUCCUUUCAGGACGAUAUCUCGAUGGGCCAAGAAAGUGCAAAUGCCGCUAUCAUCUAUAAGGAUUUUGACUUGCUUUCGCACACUAUUGACGCUUAUAAGACUUCUCAUAUUACGAACGCCUCGUGGGACGACAUAGGGGAGAUAGGGUGUCUAGUGCAAUCAGCACAACAGUGCCCCUCGCUACGACCAAAUCUAAAUACCGCCCUCGGCUCCAAAAGGGGAUUAACUGGGGACAUAAUUUCUGAAAUUGCCUUUAAGCGAUUAAAGAAGGACGUUAUCGCCGAAUCAAGAGCGCGUAUAGAGGGCGGGAAGGUUCAAGGUAUUUUUCUUGACGAUGAGCCAGCGAUCGGGGGACUACUCGCAAGCUACCUACGAUGCAAUGCGCCCAACAAAGUGUUCAAAGGAGGAACCGCGACUGGGCCAGGAACUCUUGGAAGCAGGCAUGCUUAA